This is a messenger RNA of Aphidius gifuensis, 2223 nucleotides long. RefSeq lists its product as uncharacterized. The transcript is spliced from 5 exons. NCBI's taxonomy places the organism in Eukaryota, Metazoa, Arthropoda, Insecta, Hymenoptera, Braconidae. The record is from RefSeq and is a predicted model, not a curated record. The coding region runs from base 1 to 2223 and encodes 740 amino acids. Gene Ontology annotation, molecular function: 3'-5' exonuclease activity; nucleic acid binding.
AUGCGUGUACAGAGGAAAAAUAUGCGUUCUAAAUUGUUGUCAACAAAAUUGGAGCCUAAAGAAAGUGAGGUUAUUACCGAGAAAAAAAAUGUUGUCCAAGGAAGUCGUAUUGUUAAUGUUGAAGAACUUGCCAAUAACAUGAUAUGCAGCAAUUGUAAUGAUGAUCUAGUACUCAGAAAUAUUAUACGAGAAGAUACAGAAGGUCUUCAUUCAUGUUGGUGCAUCAAAUGCGAGAAGUGUAAUGGCAUAACAAAAGUUCAUACUGGCAAAGUUCGUGUUGCUGAAACUGGGAAGUUUGCAGAUAAUAAUACACGAGUGGUUUUAGGUGUCAUACAUUCUGGUUCUGGUCGUACAGCAUUGAACAAGUUGCUGGCUUGUGUUGACAUGCCAACAAUACCAACUGAAAUUCUUGAUGAAAUUUAUCCUGAACUAAAGAAAAUCUAUUUAUCAGUUGAUACAAAUGAUGAGCCAAUGACACCUGACCUGGUCAAGAUCUUUAAUGCUGCUGUAGGAAGUGUUGUAAAUAUUAUAGUUUCUUAUGAUAUGGGAUGGAGUAAAAGAGGCAAUGGGAAAAGUUAUGACAGCCUGAAUGGUUAUGGUACUAUAAUUGGAUAUUUAUCUAAAAAAAUUCUUGAUUUUGGCACAAGAAAUAGAAAAUGCAAGAAAUGUGACAAUGGUCAUAGCCCUGAAACUCAUUCUUGCAGGAAAAAUUAUCAAGGUAGUGCCAAAGGCAUGGAAGCAAAUGUAGCUGCUAGUUUAGUAAAUGAAAGUUCAAUUUUAAAAAGUGCUGGUGUUAGUGUCAGAGUUGUUGUUGGUGAUGACGACAGUUCUGCAAUUUCUGCAAUUUUACAAGGAGACGCUGAAAAAAUACGUAGUAGUAUUCUAGUCAUUGGUGAACACGUAUAUGGUAAUCAUGAGAACUGUGGAGCUUGGUGCCAAAAGGAAAUGAAAAAACAUACCAUAACAUUGACGAAUGAGCCACUACGACUUGCACUAAAUGAAUUACUCAUGAAAUAUGCUUGCAAUUCAACCAAGUUUUCUGUUGCUGCAACAAGUCAACUAAAUGAGAUAUUCAAUGGUAUUGUGGCACAUAAAAUGCCGAAAAUUCAGUGUCAUAGCCUGACUGCAUCUGGAGAUUAUCGAGUGGCAAGUGCAGUGCUGAAUUUUAAUGAUGGUGAAUCAUACUUGAUGAAUAUGGAAAAGAAACUGGGCAUGGAUCCAGGAACAUACACUUCCAAGUUUGCCAUGUUUUUGGAUUCUAUCAGACAUCAAAGAUCAAUAAAAAUAAAAACAAGAGAAACAAAAAGAAGACGUAUAAUGCUGACCGAAGAAAGAGAAAAAUUAAGACAGAAAAAUGAAAAAGUUGAAGGUGUCCAGUAUCAGAGAAACUGUGGUAUAGAAAUUACUGCUGACUGUAUACAAGUGGUAGCUGAAAUUGCAUUUGAUAUCAAUGAACUUGAUGUACCAAAAAUAUCAGAUGAUUGCCAAAUUGUAUACUUUGACUUGGAGACAUCUGGCUUUGCAAAGACAGCUGACAUAUUGCAAAUUGCAGCUCGAUGUGACAAUCGGUCAUUCUCAGUUAAUAUUAAUCCAACACAACCAAUUCAUCAAAAGGUAACAGACAUCGUAGGAUUGAGAAAUAUCAGGGGUGAAUUGUACUUUCAUAAUGUACUAGUCAACUCUGUAACGUUACACGACUCUCUAAUGGCAUUUCAUCAGUUUUUAAUUGUACACUCAAAACCAUGCUUGUUAGUUGCACACAAUGCAUCAUUUGAUAGUACACGUCUGUUACAGGCUAUCAAGCAGUGUUCUUUGUUGAAUGAUUUUAAUUUUAUUUCUGGUUACACAGAUACUUUAUCAAUACUAAGAAAAAAACUGCUUGAUAGGAAAGGUGAAGGUAUGUUUAAGCUCUCAACAUUGGCCAAAGAUUUGUUAAGCGUUGAGGCCAAUGACAAGUUUCAUGAAGCACUAUAUGACGUUGAAAUUUUAGAAAAAAUCACUGCAUUGAUGAUAUCUAAAAACGAAUGCUCCGUUGCAACAUGUCCCAAUCGUGGUUUUUAUCUCAAUGGAGAUUUUACUACGACCAUGGAACAUAAUGGCGAUGAACCUGAUCUUCACUUGCUCAGUAGAUCCAAAUGGUUGAAAGAACUUCGCGUACAAUGUGAAACAGCUAUACAGAGUAUCAAUGAUAUUUUCAAUGAGGUUACUGGCAAACAAGAGUAA